UGGGACUGUCAGCCAUUUAUCUCUUUCUGGUGUUUUCACUUAUUAUGUGGUAAUAAGUCAUGCCACGUCACAGCUCCAGUGUCCUUGCUUCAAUCCUGCACUCAGGCACCAUGGCGGUGACGAUGUGCCAGGUUAUAGGAUUUGUGCUGGGCCUUUUAGGGCUCGGGGGCAUCAUUGCUGCCACAGCCAUGGACAUGUGGAGUACAGAGGAUCUGUACGACAACCCGGUUACCUCUGUCUUCAGCUAUGCGGGACUGUGGAGGUCGUGUGUAAGGCAGAGCUCAGGAUUCACAGAGUGCAGGCCCUAUUUCACCAUCUUGGGACUUCCAGGCCUAUUCCAAGGUGUGAGAGCGCUCAUGAUUGUGGGCAUAGUUUUGGGAGUUAUCGGAUGCCUCAUUGCCAUUUUUGCCCUUAAAUGCCUCAGAAUGGGCAACAUGGAGGACCGUGUGAAAGCGACUAUGACUCUGACUUCAGGGGUCAUGUUUGUUAUCGCUGGGAUCUGUGGCAUCGCUGGGGUUUCCAUCUUUGCGAAUUUGAUCGUGACCAACUUUGCGCUCGCUACCUUUACCUCGCCUAAUGGGUUGGGGCUAGUCGGCUCAGGCCUCGUCGGGUCACCACUUACUCCGAGAUACACGUUCGGCUCGGCCCUGUUUGUUGGUUGGGUUGGCGGAGGUGUUCUGUUUAUUGGUGGUGUCUUGAUGUGUUUGGCCUGCCGUGGAUUGAUGCCUGAGAAACGCUAUGAAGGAACGGCAUACAAACCUGCAACCCACAGUGGCAUCUACAGAUCAGAAGGCGUUCCUAAGACUUACAACAGCUCCUACAAGGCUCACAGUAUAGACGGUAGACCCUCCAACCAGAGAUUCGACUAUGUUUAAAAUGUGCAUAUGGGCACACAUGGGGUAGAUAAAUGCGUUCAAAGAGAGUAAGAAAGAAGCAACACAGUGACAUAGCAAUAUGCAUGUAAAAGCAAUACUGUAGAAGUAGCCCAUAAUAAUUCUUUAACAGGGAAAUAUUUAUAAAACACCCAAAAAGGUUGCAUGCAACUUAUAAUUAAGUAAAAACCAUAAAUAUUAUGUAUUAAAAGAAAUAUCUAGUCUUUCU
Silurus meridionalis is the source of this 1101-nucleotide messenger RNA. RefSeq names its product claudin-18-like. The transcript has 6 exons. Gene Ontology annotation, cellular component: plasma membrane; bicellular tight junction. Lineage: Eukaryota; Metazoa; Chordata; Actinopteri; Siluriformes; Siluridae. The coding region runs from base 60 to 875 and encodes 271 amino acids. Gene Ontology annotation, molecular function: structural molecule activity. The record is from RefSeq and is a predicted model, not a curated record. Gene Ontology annotation, biological process: cell adhesion; bicellular tight junction assembly.